CACAACAAAUCACAGUCCUGCAGAGGGGCGCGCAAAUGAGUUCCUAUUUUGUGAAUCCCACUUUCCCCGGGAGCCUGCCCAGCGGCCAGGACUCCUUCUUGGGCCAGCUGCCCCUCUACCCGGCUGGCUAUGACGCGCUGAGGCCCUUCCCGGCCUCGUACGGGGCGUCGAGCCUCCCGGACAAGACGUACACCUCACCUUGUUUCUACCAACAGUCCAACUCGGUCCUGGCCUGCAACCGGGCUUCCUACGAGUACGGGGCCUCGUGUUUCUAUUCUGAUAAGGACCUCAGUGGCGCCUCGCCCUCGGGCAGUGGCAAGCAGAGGGGCCCCGGGGACUACCUGCACUUUUCUCCCGAGCAGCAGUACAAACCCGACAGCAGCAGCGUGCAGGGCAAAGCCCUCCAUGACGAAGGCACCGACCGGAAGUACACGAGCCCUGUUUACCCCUGGAUGCAGCGGAUGAACUCCUGCGCGGGUGCUGUGUAUGGGAGCCACGGGCGCCGAGGCCGCCAGACCUACACUCGCUACCAGACGCUGGAGCUGGAGAAGGAGUUCCACUUCAACCGCUACCUGACGCGGCGCCGCCGCAUCGAGAUCGCCAACGCGCUCUGCCUCACCGAGCGCCAGAUCAAGAUCUGGUUCCAGAACCGCCGCAUGAAGUGGAAAAAGGAAAAUAAACUCAUCAAUUCCACCCAGCCCAGCGGGGAGGACGCUGAGGCAAAGGCGGGCGAGUAGACGCCUGGGCAAGGACCAGGCCAGCACCGCAACCUCCCUCGGCUUUGCCCCCUCGCCUUCGUCUGCUCCCCAACUUUUCUCCUCAGCCUGCUCCCAUCCGGGGGGCUUCUGCAGCUUCAGGGGGAGCCGGGAGCUUUGCAAACGCCUGAGCAUUUAUUUUUCACACACACACACACACACACACACACACACACACACACACACACAAAUCCCACACACCGCCAAUCCCAGAGGUGGAGCGGGGCACACUGCACACACAGUCCCGCUCUCCAAGGCUGCCCUAGCCGGCUUCGGAUCCCAGGGCGCACCCCGAAUUCGUCCCCGGCUCUUAUGCCAGCGCCUUUACGCGCCCCUGAGCUCGGGACGCGAGGUUGCUGGAGAGGAAAGAACCUGGGCCGAGGCCCUUUGGUGUCUGGGCGUUUUCGCCUCGGCCCCUCUCCACCAAGUCUCGGAGGGCACCACCAGAUCGACUCCGGCCACUGGAAAGAGGGGGCAUAAAGGCUGGGGCCUCAGUACUUCGGUGGCAUCCCGGGCCGCCCCUAGACAGGAAGAAGCGUGAGGAACAAAGGGGGCCCUGAGAAAGCCUUGUCUCGCGGCCCCGCGCUCGCAACCGUCCGUGGAAGAGAAGGAGCCUCAGCUGAGCCGACCCAACCUGAGCGCGGGUGGAACUUUCCAGCCCCGGGAGAGGCUGGGCUCCCGAAGUCUCCAGCUCCGGAUCCCGGAUCCCGGCCUCUGACAGUGCCUACGCUGCCACCAGAGUAGCUUUCAGGACCUAAGGAGGGGGCCCAGGGCCAUGGGGACGGCAAGAGUCCUGGUUUCCAAAUGUGCCAGGGGUGCCUGCGAUUCGCAGCCUCCAGCGGGAAGCACCCUCCAUGCCUUUUGGCUAUAUUCGUGAUUUACUUUCGUCUUUCAGGAUCCAGGAAAAUAACUACGAAGAUACUAGGCACUAACACGAAAUGCUUCCAUUAGCAUCCUCAUUUUGCUCCUGGAGAUCUAAGCAAGACCCUAAUAACUCGGCCCACGGAUUCCCAGCCCCCAAACAGCUUCUGUGGCUGUGGGGAGCCUGGGCCCACUCGCUGGGUUCACCGAGAACCCUCCGAAUUGGGGCCCGGCUUGCUAGAAGAAAGGGACCUGGUGGUGAAGAUUCUCCAGGCUGGAUACUUAAAGCAAAUCAAAUAGCGAACUAAUGACACGAAAACCAUAUUUGCACGAAAGAAAAAUCGACUCCGGUUAUAAAAGUAUAUGGAAUUUGACCUCGCCUCGGAGAAACACUACACAAAAGCUAUCUUUAAUAGACGCCUGUCAUUUAAGAGCGGCAGGGACACUGUCCCUCAUGCACUCGCAAAAAAAACAGAGCCGUAAUUGUAGCUGCUGCUGCGGGCAGGAUUUAUUUCUCCAAUUGGCUAAAUGGCCUCCCCCCUUCCCCGAAGGUGAUAUCUGUAUUUUCAAAUUUCAGAGCUGCCGGCACGACGGGCAGAACCGACCCCAACCUCAACACAAAAAUAAGAGGGGCUGCACAGCGGGGAAAUAAAGUUGUUGUAAAUAAAAUCCAA
Molecule: messenger RNA, 2290 nt
Organism: Suricata suricatta (meerkat)
Lineage: Eukaryota; Metazoa; Chordata; Mammalia; Carnivora; Herpestidae
Gene: HOXA6
Product: homeobox A6
Exons: 2
Coding region: 36-737 (233 amino acids)
Biological process (GO): anterior/posterior pattern specification; regulation of transcription by RNA polymerase II
Cellular component (GO): nucleus
Molecular function (GO): DNA-binding transcription factor activity, RNA polymerase II-specific; RNA polymerase II cis-regulatory region sequence-specific DNA binding
Source: RefSeq, a predicted model, not a curated record